This is a messenger RNA of Schizosaccharomyces cryophilus OY26, 390 nucleotides long. RefSeq lists its product as uncharacterized. The transcript has a single exon. Lineage: Eukaryota; Fungi; Ascomycota; Schizosaccharomycetes; Schizosaccharomycetales; Schizosaccharomycetaceae. The record is from RefSeq and is a predicted model, not a curated record. Bases 1 to 390 code for a protein of 129 amino acids.
AUGGCUUCCACCCAAUUUUCCGGAAUUCGACCGUUAGAUGCUAUCUUUACCGUUUCUAGCGCUACGUUAUUUGCUUCCUCUCUUGCGCUACAGAAAACAAUUUUGAAAAAGCCACGCUUCUUUACUUCCAAUCAUAUUAUGGACCGUUUAUUUCGUCCAACUUUGUUUGCUUGGAAAAUUCUCUCAACUACCUCGAUUUUAACAGCUUCUGUGUCUGUAUCUUCGUUUUGUAUUUUAAUGGCAGCAACGGGUUACCAUACGCCUAGAGAACUUGGAGGAUUUCUGCGCGAUCAAUUGUCAUUCGCAAGAGCGAAGUCGAUUCCAAAUGACAUAGAUGCUCCUAGUUGGGAUGAAGUUCAUGUCAAAUUAGAAACGGAAAACAAUAUGUAA